This is a messenger RNA of Dermatophagoides pteronyssinus (European house dust mite), 2057 nucleotides long. Its product is annotated as phosphatidylinositol-3-phosphatase SAC1-like. Gene Ontology annotation, biological process: phosphatidylinositol dephosphorylation. Lineage: Eukaryota; Metazoa; Arthropoda; Arachnida; Sarcoptiformes; Pyroglyphidae. Gene Ontology annotation, cellular component: endoplasmic reticulum. Gene Ontology annotation, molecular function: phosphatidylinositol-4-phosphate phosphatase activity. The record is from RefSeq and is a predicted model, not a curated record.
AUUCGUUCGUCUGUUGUCGUUGACAUUAUCAAAUCUGAGUUUUUGAUUCGAUUCGAUCGAUGUGAUUCGGACCAAACAAUAGAUUUGAUUUUAAUUUUUACUGAUUUUAAUUGAAUAAUCAUGGAAUCGUCUUACCAUGUUUGUCGAAAACUUCGAUUCUAUGAAACUCCUGAAUAUUUUUAUCUAAUACCAGUUGAUCGUUCCAGUGGAUCGGAUGUCCAAGCGUUGAGCAUCAAUCGAUUGACAAAUGAAAUCAACGUUUUCUAUGAUACGGAAGCAAUUGAACGAUCAAUUUUUGCCGAUAUUUGUUAUGGAAUUUUCGGAAUUAUACGAUUGAUUUCGGGUAACCAUCUUAUACUGAUAACCGAAGCUAGUCGUGUUGGUGAAAUUUAUUCAUCCGGCGGUGAUUCUAUUGUUUAUCGAAUGAAAAAUGUUCGCAUCAUUCCCUACAGUAACAAUCAUGAAGCUAGUUUAUCAACAAAAACAACGUCGAUGGUGUUGAAUGAUCAACAGAAAGCAUACAACGAUCGCUACUUGAUAAUGCUGCAAUCAAUAUUACGAAUGCCUGGAUAUUACUUUUCCUAUUCGUAUGAUCUUUCAUCAACGUUACAGCGAACCAGUCGACAAUCGGCGCCGAAAAACCAACGGCCGUUACCGCUUAUUGAAUCAGCCAAUAUGGAAUUUGUAUGGAAUCGUGCAUUACUCAGCCAAUUAACGAGUGAAACAAAAUUUCAUUAUUUUUGUUUGCCAAUCAUAUGUGGAUUUGUUGCCAUCCAUCCACAGCUUUUGAUCAAACAACGUUCAUUUCGAUGGGUUUUGAUUAGUCGUCGAAGUACAAAUCGAUGUGGUACACGAUGGUUUGCACGUGGAAUCAAUCCGGAUGGUUAUGUUGCCAAUUUUAUUGAGACUGAACAACUUCUCCUCACUGAUCGCAAUGAUCGUUUUGCAUUCGUACAGAUUCGUGGAUCGAUUCCAUUGUUUUGGUCACAAUUACCGAAUCUUCGUUAUAAACCAACGUUUGUCGUACCAAAAGCACCCCACAUAGAAAGCUAUGGUCACCAUGUUCGUCGUCUGGCACGCGAACAUGGUCGUCUUUGUUUUGUCAAUCUGAUCGGCAACAAAGGAUCGGAAGGUCGCCUAGGUAAAGCAUUCACCGAUGUUGUGAACGAUGGUAAUUUCAAUCGUGGUAAUGAUAUUCCCUUUGUCAAUUUUGAAUGGUUCGAUUUUCAUGGCGAAUGUCGCCGGAAUGGAUGGCAGGCAUUGAACAAAUUGAUGGAUCAAAUUCGUUCGUUCAUCGAUGAAUAUGGUUAUUAUUGGUGGUGCAGUUCGAACAACAGCAUUCAAAAAAUACAACAAGGCGUCAUUCGAACCAAUUGUAUUGAUUCAUUGGAUCGAACUAAUGUUGUGCAAAGUUUGAUUGGCAAGUAUGUUCUUCGAAAACAAAUGAUCCAAGCGGGUAUCCUUUCCGAAUUCGAAAUGAUUGAAAGCUAUCCCGAUCUGAAUUCGCUUUUUUCCAAUAUGUGGGCUGAUCACGCUGAUGUUUGUUCUAUCCAAUAUGCGGGAACUGGUGCAUUAAAAUCAGAUUUUACUCGAACAGGAAAGCGUCGUCUAACCGGUGUGAUAGCCGAUGGUAUAAAUUCCUUAAUACGUUAUUAUAAAAAUAAUUUCGAAGAUGGUUUUCGUCAAGAUUCUAUCGAUUUGAUUUUGGGCGCUUAUCAAGUCGAUGAACGUGAAGGUAAACAAGUGAAGUGUCCACUACAGGAACGAAAUUUGGUCAAAAUAUUUUUCCUACCCAUUUUCUUUCUUCUAUCGCUGGGAAUGUUUGCGUGGAUUAUAAUACUUUAUGGUAAUGGUUUAAACAUUGAACAGGCAUUGUAUUCGCUAUUUUGGUUGGCAAUGUCGGCCAUUUGUUUGAUAAUAAUGUACUAUUUUGGUAAUGAAUUUGCCGAUUAUCCAACAUUGGUUAAAAGGCGACGAUGAUGAUCAACAUGCAAUCAUUGAACACAAAUCAGUCUGUCAAUCAUUGAAUUACUCUGUGUUUAUUUAUAUAAAAAUUG